AUGGCUGCUUCUAAUGGAGUUACAAAACGGAGACAGAGAAUCUCAGAGAAUAGUCGUCGCCAGAUGCAUCAGGAAGUGGAGACGGUGAAAGAUCGACCGGAGAAGAAAGAGCGGGAUCCAGAAUCGUUGAAUCGGAAUAAGAGGAGAAGAAGCGAGAGGUUCGUGACGAGGAACGAGAGAGCUGUAGAAGAAGAUAGCUCAGAUGAGAGUCGGGAAGACGACCAUGUUCAGCAUAGGAAGAGCUUCCCGUCGGGUCGUAUCCCUAGGCAUGCGGCGGCUUUCAAGGUCGCCGAUGAAAUGAUCGGUGUACCUGUCCCGAGAAAAGCUCGCUCAGCAUGUAUAAAGAGGUCUCAUGACUGCCGGACUUCGUCGGGAAGCGGUGGCGGAGGAUUUGGAGAAGAUCACCGAAGACAUCCAGCUUCGCCGGGAAGCUACAGCUUUGAAGUUGCUUCACCGACUUCAUCAACUGUUUCCGUCAAGCAGAAGAAGAGUCUAAACGGAUCUAAAUCCCGGAUACCGAAGCCACCGAAAUCCUCCGGUACGAUUGAGGACGACGACUUGGAGAUUGAAAUAGCAGAGGUUUUAUCUGGACUGAAGAAGCACCCUCUUAGCUUAAAGAGAGAAGACGAUUCGAAGAAUUCUCUGAAAUCAUCCGAGUUUAAAGGUGCGAAGAAGUUGCAAACGGAAGCGAGAAUCGAAACUGGGUACUCAGCGAACAUUGAUAAAUCGACGGAAAGCCCAGAGAUUUCACUUGGGUUGAUCCCGGAAACUCCUUGCUUAUUGAAUGGCGUUGAGGAAAAACAAAGGCUAGAUUCAAAAGGUGUAUUGGAUGGUCCACAGUUGGAAAACAACAGAGAUGAGAGUAAUUGUACUAGUAAGCUCGAGUUUGAUCUGAUGGUUCCUCCAACAAUGCCUUCCUCGCCACAAAGAGUUUCUCUUCUUCCACUGGCUUCUGAUUCCAUUGUUACGAAAGAUUAUUGCAAGGCAAGUGUGGAUUUAGGAGAUAGUUCGGUAAAGAGCAAAGAGAAAGUUAUUGCCAAGAAUGAGAUGGCUACAGAAGAAUUCAAACAGGAGAAGGUUGAGAAACUAGAAUGGUUGAAUCUUGAUCUUGAGAGACCAAGCCAGGAGACAGGUAGAGAUGCUAGCCUAAGAUUAGAAAAUUUGGGUUGGAGCCAACCUCAGCAGGUUAUAUCUGCUCAGCAGAGUUCAGUCUUACCUUUGCCUGUAGCUGUAGAAGGCUGGACUAGUGGGCUUCCUCCUCAGGGAUAUGUGCCCCGGAUCCAGUCCGGCAACCCUGUGGAUGGGAGCUAUGGAUCUUCUACAUUAGUGCAGGCUGCUCCGUUUUCUGCCUCUCAGCCUAGGCCUAAAAGGUGUGCCACACACUUUUUCAUUGCCCGGAACAUUCAGCUACAUCAGCACUUCCUCAAAACAAACCAUCCCUCUACACCAAACAAAGGUUCUGUUGAUCUGAAAGGUGGUGACUUGAGGCCAGCCGCUGGAAACUCAUCCAUGCAAGGAAGCUCUCUCAGUUUAAACUCUCAGGCACAAGAAGGAAUCCCAGUUAAUAUUUCUGCGCCUAAGGAUAAAGCCUCUGGAAGUGGUCAUUUUGCCUCAACCAGGCAAAAGAAAUCUCAACCACCCACUGCAUCUAGUAAUUUAGUGCCUGCUCCAGCUUUCAUCUUCCCCACAAACUACCAUUUCCAACCGGUCAUGGUACCUUCUCAAUCAGCUCACCCAACAAAGAGUCCAUGUGUGGCUGUUGGCUCAGCAUCCGUCAACUUUAGCCAUCCAAGUUUAGCAGCCAGCGAAGCUUCUUCUCCAUACUUUACAGUUAUUCCAAACAAUGCUUAUUCCUUUCAACUGUCAUCAACUGUCAGAGGCGGAACUCCAAGCCAAGGGUUGCCUUUCUACAAUGGAUCCUAUUAUUCGCCGCAGAUGUUCCAACCUGCUCAGCUUCUACAGAAACAGACUCCAGUCCAGAGGGAGUCAAAGGCAGCAAGCUGUUCCUCAUCGUCCCACAGGCAGCUGCAACCACAAGUUAGUGUGAAUAGUCUUCCAAGCCAAGCUAAUGUCCAGAAACACCGUCAACAGUUACAAAAGUCUGAGGCUAAAGCAGCUGGAGAAAACUCUGAUUCAAGGGGUAGCCACACUGAGAAAGGAGGCCCGUAUGGCCAGACCAUGACAGCUUCUGUUCAGCCACAAAACUUUUCCAUGUCGUUUGCGUCUUUUCCCAGUGGUGGUGCUGCCCCUGGAAAUCUGAAUUUCUCCUCUAAUGGCUACCAUAUGGUAUCUGAACCUCCUGUUGUUCACCAGAAAAACUAUCAAGCAAGUGACUCAAAGACAGGAGGUGGAAGUUGCUCAAGCAAUGCCAAGGAUCCGAGAAAGACUCUUUCCGGGAAGCCUCCAGCUAUGAUGAAUGGACAGACACUGGUUUUUGACAAUCCAUCGAGAACUCUCAACUUUGUUUCUGGUACUUGGCCUCCUCCUGCACUAACAACAACAAAUGGAGACCCUUCAGUGUUUACUCAUCAUCUUACACAGAGGCAGCAGCAAUCUGGUCGGAGUAAAAUGAUGGCUCAUUCUCAGGCUGACUCUGUUCCUGCCUCGUCGUCCCAGUGGAAAAACCCUGCAACCUCAUCACUCACGUCGUGCAAUUCCGUAAACCUAAAGCAGUUUCAGUCGCAGCAUCAGAUUUCUUUUGCAGUACCAUCGAAGUCGCAACCUUCUCAGGGGCAACAGGGGAGAACUGGCGGCUCUUUUUCUUCGGUCACAGGGUCUGCUCCACCUGUCAAAGCAGCAAACUCUAAGCUCAACAAUAGUAAAGCCUUGCCAUUAUCACCUGUUCCCUCUUCAUCUGCACACGCACAGGACCAGACUGAAAAUUCAGCUUCCGGCUCAACCCAAAAAACCUCUCCAGUAUGUGGGAGGAACGUGCCACCGAUCAUAACUUCAUGCACAGGUCAUCUGUCUGAGCUAAAGUACUAG
Arabis nemorensis is the source of this 2985-nucleotide messenger RNA. NCBI's taxonomy places the organism in Eukaryota, Viridiplantae, Streptophyta, Magnoliopsida, Brassicales, Brassicaceae. The record is from the annotation of a GenBank genome assembly.